CCUUGUGACGUCAAGGAGGGCUGGAGCGCUUCCUCCUUGCUCCGUAUAGCGGCAAAGGGAGGGAAAAUGAGCACGAGAAGAUUCACACAGCUAGGCAAUGAUGAUGGCGUGAAAAGACCAAGUGGGAGUUGCCACUAUGUGAGCUUCUAAGAUCUGUCAUCAGCCUGCUUGGUCGACUGCAAGUGUUGUCACCAUGAGAGCAUCCGAUGGGUCGUUGACCCGCCGGCGCCACCGUCCGGUUGCGUGAGCGCCGUCCGAUUCUCCCCGCGGACCCCGCGCGGCAUGGCCUCUCUGGACCUGCCGUACCGCUGUCCUCGCUGUGGGGAGCACAAGCGCUUCCGAAGCCUCUCAUCCCUACGCGCCCACCUGGAGUACAACCACACGUACGAGACCCUCUACGUCCUCUCCAAGUCCAACAGCGUUUGCGACGCCGCCGCCCUGCUCCCCCUCGUGACAGAGGGAGCCCUCCUGCCGCCUCCCAACAAUAACGAGUCCUUUGAACCGCUUCGGCCGUCGGCUUUGAAAGAACGCCGCUUCCCCUGUCGAGAGCUUCCGUGCGUAGACGACUUGAGUUUGACGCCGGCGAGCUCCAACACUUCGGCCAGGUACAUCCCCAAUGUGGAGUUUCCUCUGGGGGAGAUUUUGAUGAAGACGGCCAUGACAUCCACAGACCCGGGCCCCUAUGGGAACCCCAGUACAGCCGUGGCCGUAGCAGCUAACGUGGCCGCCAGUGCAGUGGAGGCGGCUUAUGAAGAAGGCUUGGCAAGGUUGAAGGCACGCGCCUUUGAACGUCUUGAGCUGGAUGAGAGGAUGGAGAAGCUGUCUGAAGAGGUGGAGCAGAAAAUAGCGGCCCGAGUGGGCCGUCUCCAGGCCGAGCUGGAGAGAAAGAGCUCCGAGCUGGAGCGGGCCAAGCACGAGAGCGAGCGGCUCAGCCAGGAGAAGCAAGAACUCGAGGACAAGGCCUUGGAGCUGUCCAGGCAGGUGGACGUCUCGGUGGAAAUGCUGGCCAACCUAAAACAGGACCUGGUGAACAAGGAAGCAGAGCUCAGCCACAAGCAGCAGGAGGUGGCCCAGAUCGACCAGUUCCUGCAGGAGACUGCGGCGCGCGAGGCCAACGCCAAAGUUCGCCUGCAGCAGUUCAUCGAGGAGCUGCUGGACCGUGCCGACCGUGCUGAGAAGCAGCUGCAAAUCAUCAGUAGCUGCGGCACCACGCCCAACGGAAGUUUAGGACGCUGCAGUCUCCAGGGCAAGGGCAACGGACGCCAGAGAAACUCCAGCAUCUCUGGAAGUACAAGAGGCAUCUACCAAGCAUCUGAAAGACGCUCCUCCCCUAGUACGGGCGCAUCGGGUCGGAUCAAGUCGGUCUCGCAGGGUUCCGGCGGGUACGAUAGCGACAGUGUGGAGAUGCACCCCAUGGAGGAGUGCCCCGAGGCUCAGUAUUACCACAUGCAGUGCCGCCUGAACGAAGUAGCGUACGAGCGCUCCCCUGGAUGCGGCGGAGGGGGCAGGAACUGGGGGCUCCGCAAACAGGCCAUCCAGAACUGGCAGCGGCGGCCUUACAGGAACAGCACCGAGGGAGAGGAGGGAGACGUGUCCGACGUGGGCUCUCGGACAACCGAGUCCGAAGUGGACAUGUGGGAGCAGGAGAGGAGAGCGGUGGCGGAAGUGCAGCAGCAGUCAGGUGCCCCCUAUCCUUACCACGGCAGGGCCGGAUAUCGACCCAACGCAGGUCGAAGUGAAGGCGUCUACAGCAAACCGUGUCGCCACGAGAAGAGCCCGUCCAAAUCCAACGAGGUGAUCAGUCCCGAGAUCCUGAAGAUGCGUGCCGGUUUGUUUUGCAUCUUCACCUACUUGGAUACCAAAACGCUGCUGAGAGCUGCCGAGGUCUGCCGAGACUGGAAGUUUGUGGCCCGCCACCCGGCCGUGUGGACCAGAGUUUUGCUGGAGAACGCGCGCAUUUCCUCCAAGUUGCUGGGAACGUUGUCUCAGUGGUGCACUCAGACGCACUCGCUCAUCCUGCAGAACCUCAAACCGCGACAGCGCGGGAAGAAGGAAACCAAAGAGGAGUACCUCAAAAGCACACGAGGGUGUUUGGAGGAAGGAUUGGAGGCGCUGCUGAAGGCUACUGGAAGUAAUUUGCUCAUCCUGAAGAUCUCACAUUGUCCUAACCUGCUGACCGACCGCUCCCUCUGGCUGGCCAGCUGCUACUGCCGAGCUCUGCAAGCCGUCACUUACAGGAGUGCCACAGACCCAGUUGGACAAGAAGUUAUCUGGGCCCUCGGAGCCGGGUGCAGAGACAUUAUCUCCCUGCAGGUGGCACCAUUACACCCUUGUCAACAGCCGGCUCGUUUCAGCAACAGAUGCCUGCAGACCAUCGGGAGGUGCUGGCCGCAUCUCCGUGCGCUCGGUGUCGGGGGGGCUGGAUGUGGCAUUCAGGGCCUGGCCUCACUGGCACGGAACUGCAUGCGCCUUCAAGUGCUGGAGUUGGACCACGUGAGUGAAAUCAACCAGGAGGUGGCAGCAGAGGUCUGCCGGGAGGGUUUGAAGGGCCUGGAGAUGCUGGUGCUUACCUCCACGCCUGUCACCCCCAAAGCUCUGCUUCAUUUCAACAGUGUGUGCCGCAACCUGAAGUCCAUCGUGGUGCAGAUCGGUAUUGAAGACUACUUUGAAGACCCCAACAGCCCCGAAGCCAGGAAACUAUUUGAUGAGAUGGUUAACAAGCUCCAGGCUUUGAAGAAAAGACCCGGCUUCUCCAAAAUCCUCCACGUGAAAGCAGACAGUCUGUGCUAGCAUCAUUACGUUAAGAGACGUCACCGCCGAACACCAUUCAAGUCAAAACGACGCUGCUCUGUGCGUGCGUGCGUGUGUAUGAGUGUGUGAACAGACGUAACACUGAGCCGCCUUGAUGAACCCGUAUUGAGGCUCAUUCAUGCAUAAGGAGACGUUUGUUGCGGGCAAAGUCAUCUGCUGCACUGCUGUGAUGACUUGAUGCGGUCUCAUGGCGGUCUCCUGAUGACACUAAAAAAACAAAAAAAAAAAAGAUUCCUUGCUUUUUGGAUCAAGGUGUCGUCUCAGAGUGGAAUCUCAUUGUGGAAACACUCGGAGCAGGGUCACCGGACCAGCCGCACCAAGGGUCACAUUAAACUUUCCACUUGAGGUAAGAUAUAAGGCCCGAGCCUUGAGACUGAAUUGAAACUUGCAGCUUCAACUUCCUGCACAAGAAGCGUGCUUGCCUACUUCUGGUUUGGCACUCAUGUAUUUCUUCUAUCAUCUUUUGCUUUCAUGAUGUUUUUGUUUUUUUCUUGACGGUUUAAAAAAAUGUCAGACAAACCGAGAGAACCAUCUUCAUCUCCAAAGCGGUGCCAUUUGUGUCUGCCCUCGUUGCGGUGAGAUUUAUUUUUAUUUUUUUUUAAAUCCGACGUGCCAUUGAGGUGGGAAUAUUUCAUGUCCAUCAAUCACACUUCAGAAUUUGGUCGGCCUCGACUGCAGGUGCCGAUAAGCGGAGUAAGAUUCUGCGAUCCAUGGCGCACAUGAAUAAACACCCAGUUGCCGCCGCGCCUACCAUUUUACCGGCUUGUUUUAUAUUAACAACACAGGCGGGGUUUUCAUACAAAUAUUGAAGUAGUAUAAUCUAAUAUUUCAUCUAAUUUAUUCAAUUUGUUUUUUUUAACAGCGCCUGAAGAAAAACAACCAAUCAAGUUUGAUUAAGGAUGUAUUAAUCCUUUGUCGUGCACUUGCGUAACAUCCUGUGAUUGGCAAGAAGUAUUUAGCCUCUAAGUUAGCUAAUGACGACAAGAAUUUAAAAAAAAAAAUGAUGGAUGGCCAUUUUGUAUUUAGCAAAAGAAGAAAACUGGAUGUUUGAAUGUGUGAAUGUUUCUCUCAGCGUUCACACAAAAGCGCCUUUUUAAACAAACUGCAUCAUCAGUAUUAGUUCUGUUCUUUGUGUUUCCUGG
Messenger RNA from Syngnathus acus (greater pipefish), 3953 nucleotides. RefSeq names its product F-box protein 41 (gene fbxo41). The transcript has 14 exons. Gene Ontology annotation, molecular function: protein binding. The record is from RefSeq and is a predicted model, not a curated record. Lineage: Eukaryota; Metazoa; Chordata; Actinopteri; Syngnathiformes; Syngnathidae. Bases 283 to 2790 code for a protein of 835 amino acids.